Molecule: messenger RNA, 3036 nt
Organism: Trichosporon asahii var. asahii CBS 2479
Lineage: Eukaryota; Fungi; Basidiomycota; Tremellomycetes; Trichosporonales; Trichosporonaceae
Product: actin cross-linking
Exons: 10
Coding region: 1-3036 (1011 amino acids)
Biological process (GO): actin filament depolymerization; actin filament bundle assembly; actin cytoskeleton organization
Cellular component (GO): plasma membrane; cell projection; actin filament bundle
Molecular function (GO): calcium ion binding; actin lateral binding
Source: RefSeq, a predicted model, not a curated record
AUGCCAAUCGCGACCCAGACCCAGCCCUCAAGUGCACCGGGGUCCAUGGGCCCGCCGCCCAUUCCGGUCCCCAUGCCGCCCCCGCCGUCACCGAGGAAGAACCUCGUGUCCGGCUUAGAGCGCUCGCACUCCCGAGCCGGACACAUGCGCCACGGCAGUACUAGCAGUAUCGGGCAUUCGAGGGGGCAGAGCUUCUCCUCACUCUCCAGCAUCGGCAGCCUGACCAACCUCAACAACUUAGCUGGCGGUAGCCUUCCCUCCCCUCUCGGACAGAUGGGGCAGAUGGGCCCGCCCGGCCUGCCCGCCAUGCCGCCCGCGCCGCCACUGGGCAGUGAAAUCGCCUGGACCGAGAUCCAGAGCAGGCUCAACACGAAACUUGAGAACCAUGGGCUCGAGCCCAUGACUUCGCUCGACAAGGACUUCUCCGAUGGCGUGAAGCUGAUCCAGCUCCUCGAGAUCAUGUCCGAUUCGAGCCUGGGACGGUACAACAAGCGUCCGAUCAUGCGGGUCCAGAAGGCGGAGAACGCCGCCAAGGCGCUUGCGUUCAUCCGCGAACGCGGCGUCAAGCUGACGAACAUUGGGCCCGAGGACAUUGUCGACGGAAACCUGAAGCUGAUCCUGGGAAUGAUCUGGACGAUCAUUCUGCGAUUCACCAUCUCGGGCAUCUACGAAGAGGGCUUAUCGGCCAAAGACGGACUGCUGCUCUGGUGUCAGCGCAAGACGACGCCCUACUCCGAGGUCAACGUGCAGAACUUCAAGAACUCGUGGAAGGAUGGCUUGGCAUUCUGCGCAAUCAUCCACCGCCAUCGCCCGGAACUCAUCGACUAUGAGAACCUGAACAAGGCCGAUGCGCGGGGCAACACGGCGCUCGCGUUCAAGGUCGCCGAGGAGAGCCUUGGUAUUCCGGUCUCGGACCUCUGCGACGUUGACGUCCCCGACGAGCGCUCCGUGAUGACGUACGUUGCCGAGUUCUUCCACAAGUUCUCGUCCGAGGACAAGGCGGAGACUGGUGCGCGCCGCGUCGAGCUCUUUGCCGAGGUGAUGAAGUCGAUCUGGGUUGCGCGGAACGACUUUGAGCGCCGCAUGUCUGCUCUGCUGGCCGCGAUGAACCAGACCCGUGCGGUGUGGGCUAGCGCGACGCCUGCGUCGUCGUAUCCCGAGGCGAUUGGACAGAAGGACGCUUUCGCCGAGUACAAGCGUACGAGCAAGCGGACAUGGGUGCGAGAGCGCCAGGAGUUGUCCCAGCUGUACUCAAACAUCCAGACCAAGUUACGAACGUACUCGCUCCGGUCAUGGGAGCCGCGGAAGGGACUGAGGCUCGAGGAUCUCGAGGCGGCUUGGAAGCAGUUGAUGGGUGCCGAAGUUGCCCGGAGUCGGUCGAUCAACGCACGAAUCAGAGACAUCAAGGAGGCGCUGCGACGAGAGUUUGCUCGCGUUGCGGAUGGUUUUGUCGCUCGCCUGCAGCGGACAGAGCAGGUGAUCGGCUCCCUCAGCGGCCAGCUGCAGGACCAGAAGGGGGUGCUGCUGCGGCUGGCGGGGGAGCUGCCGGCCCUGCGAGCGUAUUUGAAGGGAGAGAUUGACGCCGCGAACCAACGCUGUCUCGAGGCAAAGGUGGACGAGAACGACUACACGGUGUUCACGUACGACGACCUGGAGUUCGAGCUCGAGACGACCGAGGACGGCUUGCGGAAGAAGCUCGCGUUCAUCGACAACCAAAUUGUCUCCGCACAGCACACGAACAUCACGCCGGCCAAGCUGGAGGAGUUUGAGAGCACCUUCAAGCACUUUGACAAGGACGACACGAACGCGCUGACAGUGUACGAGAUGCACUCUGCGCUUGCGUCGCUCGGCAUCGUGUAUCCCGACGAGGAGGUCGAGGCGAUCUACUACCAGCUGGAGAGCCAAUUCGGCGCGCUCACGUAUGAGGCGUGGCUCGCGCUCCUGGUUGAGAUCACAAAGGACGAUGUGUCGAGUGCGGACCAGCUGCGCGAGGCGUUCCGCGACCUGGCCGGUGACAAGGGGUACGUCACGGAGCAGGACCUGCGAUUCGCGAAUCUCGGCCAGGAGACGGUCCAGUUCCUCACGAGCGUCAUGCCCGCGAUCGAUGUCGAUGAGGAGGCGCCCGAGCCGCAACAACACGAGUCGGCUCGCAAGCCCAAGUUUGAUUUCGUUUGCGCGGCGCGGGCUGGUGCCAUGAGCGCGAGCGGUGCGUUGAGCACAGCGCUGCGAGGUCCGAGGUUGCUGAGCGCAAGCGCCACGCCAGCAGCGUCGGACAGACCCAGACAGGCUCAUGCCCUGCCUGGUGCGCCUGUCAGGCCCAGAGUCCGCUCACUGUACAGCGUCUCGCUCAGACGCACGCCAGCACUGCUGCCGCGCACUACUCUAGCACGCAGCACACCAGCACUCAACUACUUUGUCUCCAUCCAUCACCUUUCCUCCUCCCAUCCACACCCCCUUCCCACCGUCUUCCCCUCCCCUUCCCCCCGAAUAAUCAACCAUGUCGAGAUGAGAACAACAGCUAACAUUGCCCAGUCGUCCGGUGUCCAGCCCGUCCAGGAGUGUCUCGAGAAGUACCAGGAGCUGAAGACGGGCAAGAAGCUCGCCUACAUCAUCUACGGCAUCUCGGACGACAAGAAGAGCAUCAUUGUCCUCAAGACGUCCGAGUCGCGCGACUUUGAGGAGUUUGUCGCCGACCUCCCCGAGAAGGAGUGCAGGUGGGCCGUCUACGACUUUGAGUACGAGCUCCCUGGCGAGGGUAUCCGCAACAAGCUCGUCUUUGUGCAGUGGUCGCCCGACGAGGCCAACGUCCGCAACAAGAUGAUCUACGCCUCGUCCAAGGACGCGCUCCACCGUCGCCUCGAAGGCAUCCACAUCGACCUCCAGGCUACCGACUAUUCGGAGAUCACCAAGGAAGCCAGUGAGUUCAAGGCCGAGCGGAGCGCAGCGCAGCUCGGCCCACAUUUUCCAUUUUCCCACCCUUACCUUCGUCUCGACCCCUCCGUCGAGCUUCUCGCUCGCAUAGCUAAAGCGCGUUGA